AUGCCUGCGAUCUUACUCCCAACCUCCCUCGAACUACUCGGCCGAGCCGCCAACGCGACAAACGAUCUCCAACCAGUGGUUUGCUCCUGGCCCGUGAGCGGGCAAUACGGUGUUGGUUCCAGGAUCUUAUACUACGUGUUAGUGGCAGCUUGCGUGCUCGCCCGGAAAACAGAAUGGCUUCGCAACGCGUGUCUGGCGGCGGCUUUGAUCCUCCCCGCUAUUGCGGCCAUCCACGCGAUUGUACUUGCAGCUUUACAUGUCGAUAAUGCUAUCGACAUGGAUGUUUACGGUGCGCUCCAAAUUUGUUGCAUUGGCAUCCUCACAGCGCCGGCAUGUGUCCGGCUUUCAAACACGUAUUUCAAAGCACCAGGGCGCAACGUUCUGUUUGCGUGGACCGUUCUAGUUAUUGCGGGGUUGUUGGCUUUGGCCGUCGAGUUCUUCCGCGCUCAGUCCAGCCCAUGUCUUGACGAUGGGCAAGGGUAUCCCUUGCUGAAUAAGAUGCCGUUCCCUUACGGAGAAACAACUUGCGGUCUGGUUUGUGAGUCGGGUGUCAAAGGGAGCCCCGCCUCACCGAUGCGCACCGGCUCAGCCGACAAUAUCUACGUCGUCCCAACGCCAUCUAUUCUCACCUUUGGUGCUGCCACCCUCGUUGCCGCCGCCUCUUGCGUCCCCGGGGUUCUAUCCAUGGUAUCGAUUCGGCAUAAGAUUACCAAGGAGGAGUGGACCAAGAAAUUCGGAGGGGUGGAUGCCGACGAACCCAUUGAAGGGACAAAUGGUGCCACUCGCCGCGGCAUGAAAGACGUCAAUGAUGUCAUCCGCGGUCUUCUCAGCGUGGUUGAAAUCCCGGUGUUUGGCGGCGCUGUCAUUGCGCUGAUCAUCGUCGGCGAGCUCAACUUCUUCAACUACCCGGUAGGAUAUCAGACCGAGCCUGCGGCAAACAUUGGUCAAUGGUCGAACAUCACCGCAUCCGUAUUUGCCGCGGGUGGUUCUUUGUACAUGUUGUCGUCGAAGUGGUUGUCAAAGUGGCUCAGAAACGUGGAGAAGGAAGAGGACAAGGAAGAGGACAAAGAAGAGUCGCCGUGUCACUGCGCUUGCCAUGUCCACCUUCACCCAGACUCCAUGAGCGACAACUCUGACGCUCCGGAAAUGGUGCGGGCUCCUUCCGUAACGCUAACGGACCCCGACGUUCAAAUCCAUAGGCAAGACACGGCAGCCACCAAUCCGCUCUCUCCCAUCCGCACCGAAACUUUCCCUGACAACGAAAGUGCGAUAAGCGGUCUCGGGAUUCACACGAUGGAUUCCAAUGCCUCUGGGAGGAGCCAAAAGCGCGGUGGUGCUAGGGAGAAACUGUUGAAAAUCACGGCAAGUUUCGGGACGCCCUCCAGGGACAGGUACAAUGACUCCGAGUUUCGGUCCGGGAAAGCCUCAGGGUUUCCGCAAAUCCCAGGUGAAAGGAUCCGGAACCCCGGUCUCCGUGAGAUCGAGGAGAUUUGGGGCGAGUCGCCCGCCGAGUUGGAAGACGACCACAGUCCCAUCAACGGUAGGCGAUCCCGAGCCAACAGUUUCAAUAGCAUCUCUCGCGCCAGCUCAAUUGGUCCCCGGGCUCCCUCGCCCGCCCCGCCUCAAAGGGCGUCGACCUUGGGCCCCGUUCCCUGUUCAGUACUCGGGCUACCGACGACACAUAGCCCCGAGAGCACCAACGAACCCGUUUUCCCGACACGACCGUCGGACGAGCUGGAGAAGGCACGUUCCCACGGCACAGUUGUUACAUUACACGAAGGACCCAACUCACCAGCCAUUAUCUUGUCGUCAGAGGACGACCCUGAAGAGUCCCCGACGCCAUGGACGGGUGUCGCGCCCCUAGCAGAGCUGACGUCCACUGGCCCUUCGAGAAACGGCGGGUUAGAUGUCCCUGUUACAACAACCACCGAUUCACUCAAGGCGGCGGUGCCUCAACGUUCCCCCUUACAACACACACCAAUACAAGCCCAAACGCCCACUGGGCAACAAACACAAACACAGCAGCACCCUACAGUACAGCAGCGGCCCUCGAUUCACCCGCAGCAACCCCCACAAUCCGAAGCACAGCAUCAACACCCGCAAACCAUGACCCCGCAACAACCACAGCCAACCGCUCCGAAUGCGCCUAUCUCUGCGGGAGCAGCACCCCCACAGCAAGAAACCAGACAACCGGAAGCGGAACCCGUUCCCUCACAAUCUGCGAAGGGGAGCAGCGAUAAGCAGCCACCGCCCGAUAAUGCGUCGAUCAAGCCGUGA
Molecule: messenger RNA, 2277 nt
Organism: Dichotomopilus funicola
Lineage: Eukaryota; Fungi; Ascomycota; Sordariomycetes; Sordariales; Chaetomiaceae
Exons: 6
Coding region: 1-2277 (758 amino acids)
Source: RefSeq, a predicted model, not a curated record